Messenger RNA from Cladocopium goreaui, 2337 nucleotides. The record is from the annotation of a GenBank genome assembly. Lineage: Eukaryota; Dinophyceae; Suessiales; Symbiodiniaceae.
AUGUUUGUAUUGGACUAUGAGAUUUUAGGGAUGCGCAGCUUGCGCAGCUUGCGAGUUUUCCAAGUCUCGUCCGCUCACGCCUUGACCCGCGGAACGCCACUGCACCUGGCAGCGCAGGAGGGCCGCGAUGAGGUGGUCGCGCUGCUGCUGAAGUCCGGCGCCUCCGUGGAGGUGAAGAGCCCUCUCGGCCAUACGGCGCUGCAUCGGGCGGCUCUGGGAGGCCAGGCCGCCGUGGUCGAGCAGCUGAUCUCUGCGGGGGCCACGGUGGACGCGGGCGACAACAACGGCGAGACGGCGCUGCAUUGGGCGGCUCGGGACGGCCGUGGCGCCGUGGUCGAGCAGCUGAUCUUUGCGGGGGCCCAGGUGGACGCGGCCGACAAGUACGGCUGGACGGCGCUGCAUUUUGCGGCUCGGAAAGGCCACGCCGCCGUGGUCGAGCAGCUGAUCUCUGCGGGGGCCACGGUGCACGCGGUCGACAACGCCGGCCAUACGGCGCUGCAUCGGGCGGCUCUGAUAGGCCACGCCGCCGUGGUCGAGCAGCUGAUCUCUGCGGGGGCCACGGUGGACGCGGCCAGCAAAAACGGCCAAACGCCUUACGACUGGGCCAAGGAGGAGGGCCACCGCCAGGUGAUGGGCCUCCUGCGCCCAGUCUUUGUGGCUUUGCUGAGGGGCCGAAGCUGCCGUUGCGAUCCUUCACAGGACCGCACUGUGUUGGAGUUGAAGGAAGAAGCGGAGAAAAAGCUCGGCGUCAAGAUUAAACACAUCAUUGGACAAAACCACGAGCCAUUGGAUGAACGCAUGGAGCUUGCUGCAGCGCACAUUGUGCCGGGCAAUACAUUGACCGCCGUGAUUUCAGAAGAUGAAAUUGAAGAGGCACAUCCUGAAGCACAGGCCGCCUGGGGGGCAGAGGUGCUACUUGGGGGUGACAGCUUCGAAAUCAAGGACUUCGGGCACGGCAUUCGCCUGAUGGCGCAGCAGUCCAUCUUUACCGAGUUUAACAUAAAGAUGGACGUGCUGGAAAACUGGAGCGACUUGAAGAACGUCUCAGUCCUGGAGCAGGCACUGCCUGCUGGCCACGUGCCCCUGGCUCGACUCCUCCGGCUCACUCCGGAAGAUCGACCCUUUCCAACACCGGUGCAGGUGGAGGUGCCGACCUGUGCUGGUGCCGAAAUCUUGUGGAGAUCAACGACAGCUGGAUGGGAGAAACUGGAAACCGCCUCUUUCGAGGAGACCCGAACAACGGUGGAACUGGACCACUUUUGCGAGCUUGUCAUCACUGGGAAGUGUCGUCCACUCAAGGGGCUUGGAUUCCUCCAUCCGCGCGGUGAGAACGCACAGGUGGUCGUAAUGCACAUAGGCUGCGAGUCAUGCGAGGACGGCUUGGAGCUGCUUUGCUCAGACCCAGAUAUGCUGCAACACUUCCGGAGAUGUUCUCCCAACCUUCAGCUGGGAACCUUUCGCCAUGAUGAAGACCUCGAAAUCAAGCAGCCUGGCCGAACAUCAAAGAUGAAAAUCCGGUUCCACCGCAUGCCGCUGAUGUCCUGUGAGCUGGAUGCCCAGUCCCGGCAACACUUUGAUGUGGAGAUCGAGGGCGUGAACCACUGCUUUAAGAUCCGGCCAGAAGAGGCAACAGCUGCAACAGCUGCAACAGCCGCAACAGCUGCAACUGCAGGGCCUGGACUUAAGCCGCAUUCAGCUGGAUCUGCGGAGGCAUCGUCAGCUGCCUUGACCGGUAACAUGGAAUCAUCAGCAGCACCGGCACCCACUGGACCAGCGCCACGGAGACCCUGCGGAAUCUGCAGACGAAGGGCCAACUUCAAGGCCGUUGCCACGUACACGCAGCCAGUUUCGGUGGUGGUGGCAUCGACAGAUCGAGGGCAUUUAAUGCUCAGCGGACGCUUCAACAGUGAUGCGAUUGUCGCGUACAUGAAGGAAGUGAAGAGUCAGCUGGAUACCAGAAAUGUCCCUGUAUUCAUGGUCGAUGCGUCAACUGGCCAAGAUUUUGGCCAAAUGACAUGGGAAGGAUUGUACUGUGCCAAAGGCAUGGUAGCUUUCUGCACCUCAGAGUACGGUGCUUAUACUGGUGUGGGCUAUGAAACGUUCUAUGAACUCGAGUUCGCUCACCAGAAUCAGUUGCCCUUGUUUCCCAUCAGGCUAUGCGACCAGUGGCCACCAGCACCACAGAACAACGAACGAGGCACUUGCCAAAAUAAAUUUGUGUUCAAGAAAAGCCUCGUAUUCGCAGAAGAUCGGCAGAUGACCAACGCCAGAGGCGUUGCUGAUAAGAUUGCUGAAUCUGUCGCGCGCUUGGGGAUCUUCCGAAAUUAGAGGCAGCUG